Molecule: messenger RNA, 1251 nt
Organism: Coccidioides posadasii C735 delta SOWgp
Lineage: Eukaryota; Fungi; Ascomycota; Eurotiomycetes; Onygenales; Onygenaceae
Source: RefSeq, a predicted model, not a curated record
AUGAAGAUCACCGCCCCCCAGUCAUUCAAGCUCUUCUCUAAAAUACACCCUCCCCUCCCUCGAACCCAACGAGAAUCUCAACAGCUCCUCGCCGUUCUUACAUCGUCAUUCCGUCGCCAACUCGACCGCGAGCACCCCCCCGUGCAGUCGGCAGAACCACAAGGUCAUGCCGCGAAUUCCAGCAAACCCAACCGCACUAUCAACGCAGAUCAGCAUUUGAGAUCCAUCCUUGACCACCCGUUGUUCAGUACCGUUCCGCACCGACCGGCAUUAAGGCAGACGCAAAAUGUUCAGUCGGGGUCAUCAACAGAAGACCCUAUCGUGGCAUUGGAUCGUGCCAUAGCCUCUGGAGUUGCCAAUAUUAAUACCCUCCAUGACUGCCUCCGUCGGCAUCGUCUCCAAAUUAACGGUCUCCCACGAGCGGAAAUGCGCGCUAGAAUGAAGAAUUCAAAAAUUGGUCAUAGAAUUGUUUCAUGGUUUUUAUCUGCCGAUGACCAGCUGAAGGCCAAAUUUUUUCGGGAUCAGCUUGCUCUCCGAUCCGCAAUGCCCUAUUUAGUCAAUGGAUCCCAUCGGAACACGUUGGUGAGGUGGUUAGAAGAAAUUCGCCGUCAAACACCAUGCAUCUCUCAAUUAAAGGAAGAGUUCACAAACUCACCCCAGUUUAUUAUCCUCGAAGCAUACGUCUGGGCUGAAUACAACUAUGGUGAUGGCAUUGUCCCCGUUUUACAAUUUUUCUUGGAAGCCUGCCGUACCACAACUCGCGAGAACGCCAAUGGCCUCCCGCCUUACAUGUUACUCAUUGCUUCUCGCCUUGUCUCUUGGAUAUGUUCGGAUUCCGGGGCAAAGGCCAAAAACAUCCCUGUCCAGCUGUUCGAUGAUUUCAGCCAGAUAUUUGAAGAUGCAGGGGCGCCAUCCGCCAGGAUCAGGACAUAUUUUUGGAAAGCGCUUCUAGGCCUUUAUCAUCCUAUCAAUCCAAAUCCCGAUUUUGCAUUAAAACAUGCAGAGUCUUUUUCUCGUAUCCAACCGCACACGAAACGCUUUUCUUCGGGACUCUUGCGGCUGUAUCUUGACGCCGCUCAGCUUUGUAUUCAGCAGGAAAAAUACACCCAAGCAUCAAGACUUAUGUUAAUUGCAAAGGACAUUUUGCCAGAUCGGAGACCUUCCAACUCCAAGGAUAUUCCAUCUGAAAAGGGCAAUCAAGAUGUCCCUUCAACGGUCAACGAUAUACACAGCAGCUUGCUCCCUACCUGA